Molecule: messenger RNA, 2316 nt
Organism: Hippoglossus stenolepis (Pacific halibut)
Lineage: Eukaryota; Metazoa; Chordata; Actinopteri; Pleuronectiformes; Pleuronectidae
Gene: bnip1a
Product: BCL2 interacting protein 1a
Exons: 6
Coding region: 303-854 (183 amino acids)
Biological process (GO): retrograde vesicle-mediated transport, Golgi to endoplasmic reticulum
Cellular component (GO): endoplasmic reticulum; SNARE complex
Molecular function (GO): SNAP receptor activity
Source: RefSeq, a predicted model, not a curated record
ACAUGACAAUGUAUGCAUUUUUUCUUUAUUGUUUUUUUAUUCGCAUAUUUGAAUGGUGUAUUGAAUUUUGGUUGAUCGGGGAAAUGUUUGCCGUCGCGGUUCCAAACCGACUUCCUGCUUUCCGUAGCUGGAGCCGGCUACGUUGGCAACAUGGCGUCCCCUGAUGUCCACGUCCGAAUGUGUGAACAAGAAAUACUGAAAUAUGACUUGGAAAUCAAAGCUCUCAUCCAGGUGCGAAUAUUUAUUUGGAUGUUAAUGAGUGCUCAGGGCCUCAGAACAAGCUGACGGAACUGAACGCAGACAUGAAGAAGAGUUUCCACAACCUCAGACUGAGGAUCCAGGAUUUAGAACAGAUGGCGAUGGAGCAAGACAAAGAGUCAGGCAAGCAAACGUUGAUCAGUCAGGUAGAGGGACACAGAAAACAGAUGCUGAGCAACCAGACAGCUUGGAGGAAAGCUAACCUCGCCAGCAAACUGUCCAUAGACAAUAUGGAAAAGCAGGCACUUCUGAAUAGAUCAGAUAGCGCUGUGAGACAGAGGAAGUUGACCAAAGAUGGCCUGGCCCAGACAACCAGCGACAUUACAGAAAACCUUAUGAGCAUCAGUCGGAUGAUGGCGCAGCAGGUUCAGCAGAGCGAGGAGACCAUGACCUCACUAGGGACCUCCUCCAGGACAAUCCAAGAGACCAACGAGGAAUUUAAGUCCAUGACGGGGAGCAUCCGGCUCGGGAGAAAACUCAUCACCAAGUACAACCGAAGGGAGCUCACCGACAAACUACUCAUCUUCCUGGCGUUGGCUCUCUUCUUCGCCACAGUUCUCUACAUACUUAAGAAGAGACUAUUCCCCUUCCUGUAGACCAAGGUAACUCCGAGGACACUCUCCCGUAACCACACACACUACGUUCCACAGUCGCAGCAAACUAUUUUAAAUAAUUCUGAAGGCUUUGUAUCAUAUUACACACAUUAUUCACUAGUGUCCGCUCACUGGAAUGUUGUCUGCUCACUCGGCUGAGCUGUGACGCUGCUGAGGGUGAAGUAUUGUCCACAAAGUGGAAGAUAAACCUCUGCACUCAUAUCUCUAGGCAGUGUUUUAUUCAUCAAAGAUUGUUUGGUCUACUUUUUUUCAUCAAACCAAGGGAAUCACUCGUGACGGCAGAUGUAUAUGUGAUGGCACAAAAUGUGUCAGAGGUCUGUCUUUAAUAAGUGGCACAGUAAUGCUGUGCAUUGCUUUUACUUACUGUAAGUCAGACGUGGAGGGAUGGGAGAACCAGUAUUUUCUUUUACAUAUCCCAAUUAUGCAGAGGGUAUCAAAAAAGUGUUUUGUGAAGUAGUUUGCUUCAGAUUUUUUUGGGGAAUUAAGAAUGACGCACGAUAAGUUCAAAUGUCAAAAGAAUCAACUUUUCAGUAAAAUCUGAUUAUCAAAACAACUAUUGCCACUGUUCAGCUCAACCUAGGUUUACUGGCAAGACAAUAUUGUAAAAAAGAUUGAGUAGGUUUGGGAAAAUGUUUGCAUAACAAAAAAUGGCCUUUUUCAUAUAUUCCUCAGUAACGUGUGCUUUAACCAAACCAAUACAGUUUUGACUGUAUUUUUAUUUAAUAUCAUUAAUGUACUGUGCAAGUCAUGUUCUAACUAUUUGUGUAAUUGUUAUUUAUAUUUAUAAACUGUAUAAUCACUUAAAGGUAUAAUUUAUUAUUACACUGUAAUGAGCUAGUGUUAUUUUUGAAAAUAGAAAUAUUUAAAUGCUUUUCAACUUUGUUUGCACACAACCCUAUCUACACUCACUCCCUGUAUGUGUUUUACAAGCCCAGUUAUCAAAAUGGUACCUUGCAUGUGCACUUCAAUUCAAACUGUGCCUAUAUUUAUUUGGUUGGCAUGCAAACCAAAAAGGAAGCCUUUUUAUUCGGUGGAAGAGUCCGAACACUGUCCAGCUUCUCUGCCCACGUUGGAGUGUCUCUGUUCUGCAGCGCAGCAGAAAAGCUCAGAGAAGCAGUGGCAGUCAUCACGCAGGCAGAGAUAGAGCAGCAUGCAUCCCUGCCUUUCUUCAGAUAAGACCCGGAAAAGCAGAUUAUUCCGACCCGUUUCCCCUCUCCCUUUCCAGUGUGGGUGGAGGUUGAGGUGGGGGAUAUUUUUAGGGUUGUGUGGUGCUGUUAUCUGACAUUGCCUUUUCAACACCUCGGAGGAGAGGGUGGCCAGAGGAGCUACAUGACCUUGCCACCCUUUCUGAAAUCUCCUUGCAUUGCUCAUAUGUUAAAUAUAUGUAAAUGCUCUUCAGUAUUGAUGAUCAAUAAAUGCAAAGUCUUCUGGCUUGUGAUCUGAA